AUUUUUACCUUUUCCUCGAAAGACCCUGAAUGAAAAAAAAAAAAAAAAAAAUCCAACACAAAUCUGUCAAAUUGUACUGUUUCACCUGCUUUUAGCUUUCACACAGCACAGAUCCACUCCUUUUCAAAGGGUACUUGUUUCUUAGCUUCUGGGGUCCAUGAAGAUUUCUGGGUCAUCCUUAUUAACCUGUUUAAUGGUGUCUUGUUCUUGAUAAGCUUUGGCUUUUCUCACUUUUUGGUUCGGUUCUUUGGUUGUUGUCCAAUACCAAAGCUUUGCCCGUUGUCCAAUACCAAAGCUUUGGCCUUUAGGGAUUUCUGGGUCACCCUUAUUAGAGCUGUUUUGAUUGUAAGAUAAUGCAAUCGGGCCAAUCCGAUUACCACAGGAGUCCGUCUACCCAGCGGAUUCAGUCUUUUGGAGUUGCUGAUACCAGAGGAAAGCACAGGAUACAAGCUGAACUCAAACGGUUAGAGCAAGAAGCUAGAUUCUUAGAGGAAGAGCUGGAUCAGCUAGAAAAGAUGGAGAAAGCGUCAGCCGCAUGCAAGGAAUUGUUGAGUAAUGUGGAAAGCGGACCCGAUCCACUACUCCCAGUAACACUUGGCCCUCUAAAUGCAUCAUGGGAUAUCUGGUUCGAAGGCCCUAAGGAUGCCCAGGGUUGCAGAUGCUGGAGGUUGUGAUGAUUACCGAUUUGAAGUUUAGAAAACCAUUAUCUUUCGUUUCAAGCGGCCUCAACUUGCAGAAUGUUGGAUAGUUUGGGUUGACGUAGUCACCAUCGUUCACAAGAUGUUUGCUGGAAAUGCAUCAUUGUGCAGAAAAGUUUAUAGCACCAUUUUCGGUCC
This is a messenger RNA of Rubroshorea leprosula, 836 nucleotides long. The record is from the annotation of a GenBank genome assembly. NCBI's taxonomy places the organism in Eukaryota, Viridiplantae, Streptophyta, Magnoliopsida, Malvales, Dipterocarpaceae.